Adelges cooleyi (spruce gall adelgid) is the source of this 1798-nucleotide messenger RNA. It is a transcript of the gene gny, whose product is annotated as dolichyl pyrophosphate Man9GlcNAc2 alpha-1,3-glucosyltransferase. Gene Ontology annotation, biological process: protein N-linked glycosylation. The coding region runs from base 139 to 1668 and encodes 509 amino acids. The record is from RefSeq and is a predicted model, not a curated record. The transcript has 2 exons. NCBI's taxonomy places the organism in Eukaryota, Metazoa, Arthropoda, Insecta, Hemiptera, Adelgidae. Gene Ontology annotation, cellular component: endoplasmic reticulum membrane. Gene Ontology annotation, molecular function: dolichyl pyrophosphate Man9GlcNAc2 alpha-1,3-glucosyltransferase activity.
CGUUAUACAAUUUUCGAUUGUUUUUAUUUUUUUAGUUAUAAAUUAAUAAUUUAUUGUAAUGGUCAUAAGUGAAGAUUAUUUGAAAAAUAAAUUAACUGAUAAACUCGACGCUUCAUAUGUGAAAAUACAACAUUUUUCAUGAACACUGGUUUUUCCUAUUGUAGUAUCAUGAGUCACAGUCGCUUAUUGUCUGUAUACUACGAACAAAUAUUCAACGACUACUAUGUUUUUUUGAUCGCUGUACUAUUUCGUUGGUUUGUCAGUUUGCAUGAAUAUUCCGGACAAUCGAACCCUCCAAUGUAUGGAGAUUAUGAAGCCCAACGGCAUUGGAUGGAAAUAACUGCGUCAUUGCCGAUCAAGCAAUGGUACUUCAACUCAUCGGAUAAUGACUUGUUGUAUUGGGGUCUUGAUUACCCGCCAUUGACUGCAUAUCACAGUUACGUUAAUGGAUUGGUUUUAAAAAAAACACUUCCAGAAUCUGUCGAGUUGAAUACAUCUAGAGGCUUUGAAUCUAAAAACCACAAGCUAUUAAUGAGAUAUUCCGUUCUCAUUGUCGAUAUUCUUGUGUAUAUUCCGGCUGUCUAUUGUUUUUUCCAUCAAAUAUUCAAAAUCAAGUCAGAUAAGCAAAUUGAUCGGACCAUGACAGUUAUGCUGACUUUAUUAUAUCCAGGACUCAUAUUGAUAGAUUAUGGGCAUUUUCAGUAUAACUGUGUUUCACUUGGAUUAUUCAUAGCAAGUGUUACCAGCUUGUAUGCUAACAAAAGUGUUCUUAGUUGUAUUUUUUUCAGUUUAGCUUUUAAUUAUAAACAAAUGGAAUUGUAUCAUGCUUUGCCAUUCUUUUUUUAUUACAUCGGAAUAGUUUUUGAAACUUAUAGAAAACAUAAAUUCAUAGUUGCUUUAAAAAGUUUAAUCGUUCUUGUUCUUAGCGUAACAUUAUCAUUUAUUGUAAUAUGGGCUCCUUUUUUAACCGAUACCAAACAGUUCUUUCAAGUUGUACAUAGAAUUUUUCCAUUAGAGCGAGGGGUUUUUGAGGAUAAAGUAUCAAACGUAUGGUGCCUCGUAAAUGUGAUAUAUAAACUAAAAACUAUUAACAACCAACAGAUGGCUGCUGUAUGUUUGUUGACUACAAUAAUUUCGGUGUUACCAUCUUGUACAGAUCUUCUCAGAAACCCUAGUAAAAGUAAAUUUUCACUUUCUUUAAUUAAUUGUUCUUUGUCGUUUUUUUUGUUUUCCUUUCAAGUGCACGAAAAGAGUAUCCUUCUUGUUGCUGUACCAGUUUUAUUAUAUGCUGCUCAAAAUACCUUUAUGUGCACUUGGCUUUUAACUAUCACAUCAUUUAGUAUGCUGCCGCUAUUUUUAAAAGACAAUUUAUUAAUUCCAUUUAUUUCUUUAUCCGUAAUUUAUUUUAUAAUUUACAGAAAUAUUGAAAAAACUAUUCCAUCUAAACAUAGUGAAUUAGAAUCUAAGUUUAAUUUGUUACGUAAUUUGUCUAUAAUUGGAUGUCUUGUGUUGGUUAUAUGUUGUGUAAUUAUAGAACCACCUCAGAAAUAUCCAUAUUUAUGGCCUUUACUUAUUUCUGCUUAUAGUUGUAUACAUUUCAUUUUUUUCUGGUUGUAUUUUAAUUAUUAUCAGUUAAUGUUGCAUAUUUCUAAGAAAAAAUUAUACUAAAACUACUAUAAAAAAAAACUUUUUUAAAACUUUUACUAAGUCAAUUUUUUCACUAAGUCAAGUUAAUAUUCUUAUUAUACUAUUUAAAAUAAUCUAUUAUUGAUACAUUUUAUUAUUAUUUUUAUUGACU